UGAAAGCGCAACAAGCGAUUUAUUUGCAAUCUCUUACGCUCAAACAGAUUAUAACUGUUUAGCAUUCGAUUUGUAAAAUUACACAAGAGCGGAUACCAUUCCCACUGCUUCCAUAUGCUCAGAUCAACCUAUGAAACUUUAGAACUAUUUGAAUUAUUAAUAAACAACUUUCACCACGAGUGGCAUUUCCCUGCAUUCAAGUUUUAGAAAUGGAUUUGUGGAAGGAAGUGGAAUUUUGCAAGAUUAGAUUAAAAAAUAUUCUUUGAAUAUAAAUCUGAAUUGGAAGAAAGUUGGGUCAAUCAUAUCUUUUACUGCCUUAGCGUUUCGAGUCUAUAUGGAGAAGUUGUGCAUUUUUGGUGGAAUUUUGAUUAUAUAUAGAAGAUACUGGUAGCUAUAUUUUAGUAUCGAUCGCGAUGGUUGCAACAAGAACUAUCAUAGUUUUUGUGUUUGUUUUGGUGGCUAAUGCUUCACCAAAUAUCGACAGCAGUGAAAAUAAGAAACAAUUGGUGACGACCGCAGCCUCCCACCGGAAUGGCAAACAAGUUUUUCUACGAUGCCGUUGUCCACCGGGACCACCAGGACCGCCCGGCCCUCGAGGCCGACCCGGUGAACCAGGUGAACCUGGGAAGCCAGGACGCAAGGGUCGGCCUGGGAAGCCCGGGAAGCCGGGGCACCAAGGUCACCACGGUCAUUACGGUCCGCCAGGUCGUAAGGGACCUAUAGGUCCCCAUGGUCCUGCAGGUUAUCAAGGAGAUGAAGGGAAAAAGGGGCUUCCUGGUCUACCAGGACGUGAUGGAAUGGCAGGUCCUACAGGUCCACCUGGAUUGCGGGGUCCACCUGGAUUGCGAGGUCCACCUGGUCUCAAUGGACGUAUGGGUCCACGAGGUAGAAGAGGAUUGCGUGGGUUUAGAGGACCACCUGGAUCGAGAGGAGCGGCUGGCAUCCGUCCUUUGGUUAACGUUGUGUAUAUUGACAAACAGUCUGAAGAAAAUGAAGAAAAAACGGAAGAAAGCAUAACAGAGUCCACAACUUCGCCAAUGGUUAGCUUAAAUCAAACGGACGACAACAAUAAUACGAACUCUACUGGGGUUGGAGGUGGAGAUGCAACUGAGAAGGAAUUGACGGGUAAUGUUCAAGAAGUUUAUAGCCACAAAAAUGAAAUCUAUAUUGACGACGAAGAAAUUGAUAACUUUUAUGACAAAGGUCCGUUUAUAGAAGUGAGAAAUGCACCAAGGCAAAGGAGAGUAUCUAUUUAAUUUUGGAUUAGACAAAGUACUAUUCAUCAAAAAUAUAAAUAGAUAAAUUAUUGUAGGAGCUAAAAUGUCAAUAAAGCAAGGAAGGAA
Hermetia illucens (black soldier fly) is the source of this 1343-nucleotide messenger RNA. Its product is annotated as collagen alpha-1(X) chain-like. The transcript has 2 exons. NCBI's taxonomy places the organism in Eukaryota, Metazoa, Arthropoda, Insecta, Diptera, Stratiomyidae. The coding region runs from base 414 to 1256 and encodes 280 amino acids. The record is from RefSeq and is a predicted model, not a curated record.